AUGUAUGCCAAACCUUCGCUAUCUAUGAUGGCCUUUGCCGCCAUCUUUGCGUGUGCAUUCGCAAAGGACACACGUACCUUCGCUGUGAACCACUUCUAUGGCAAUGGUGCUUUAUCAAUGGGACGAAUGGACCCGAUCAUGAACCCAGGAACCGCAGCAACACACUCGCACGCAAUCCAGGGCGGGAGCAACUUCAAUCUGACCAUGACCGACGAUGCCCUCAUGUACUCAAACUGCACCUCCUCUCUAGUCGACGCCGACAAAAGCAACUAUUGGACCCCAUCCCUGUACUUCCAACACUCCAACGGAAGCUUCCUCUCAGUUCCCAUGUUCUACAUGAACGUCUAUUACUUCUUCGAGCCAACCGAUGACGAAAUCAAGCCCUUCCCCGUCGGCCUGCGCAUGUUCAUCGGCAACGCAUCCCUCCGAACCCCACCCCAAGGCGGCGCCGCCAACGUCCUAGACACAAACCAAGGACCCAUCCAGCCUGUGCAAUGGACAUGUCCGCGCUCUUCCUACGACAUCCCUUCCUACCCAUCAGACUCGGAUGGUAUGCACGGCGUCGGCAUCCAGGACCCUAACAAUGCUGGUGCAGGCGCUGGGUUCCCGCAUAUGAACUGCGACGGAUAUGCGUCGCCUCUGCGUGCUGAUAUUCACUUCCCCUCUUGCUACAACCCCAAGGCUGGCCUCCACGCCCAUGAGACUAACAUGGUCUUCCCGAGUAGCAAGGGCACAACUGGUGGCAAGGCGAACUGUCCACCUGGCUGGAUUCACGUUCCUCAUAUCUUCUAUGAGGUGUACUGGAAUACCCCUCUGUUUGAGGGAAUGUGGACUGAGGGAACUGGCUCGCAGCCCUUUAUUCUUAGCAACGGGGAUCGCACUGGAUAUUCGCUUCAUGGUGACUUUAUCGCUGGCUGGGAUGAGGAGGUUUUGCAGAGAAUUAUUGAUAACUGCAAUACCGGGGAUCUGGGUAUGGAUAAGUGCAGUGAUGCGGGGUUCAUCAACGAUGCCUCGACCUCCUGCAAUAUUCCAAAUCUGGUGCCUGAGAAGAUCGAUGGUGUGUUGAAGAAGUUGCCCGGUGAUAAUACGCCCACAGGUUGGGGUCAGGGUGUGGAGGAGACUGCGAAACAGCGAGCGAAGAAACAGAGACACUUCCGUGGACAUGUACACGGAACACAUGUCUAA
Molecule: messenger RNA, 1185 nt
Organism: Penicillium vulpinum
Lineage: Eukaryota; Fungi; Ascomycota; Eurotiomycetes; Eurotiales; Aspergillaceae
Product: DUF1996 domain-containing protein
Exons: 2
Coding region: 1-1185 (394 amino acids)
Source: RefSeq, a predicted model, not a curated record